Molecule: messenger RNA, 2747 nt
Organism: Alosa alosa (allis shad)
Lineage: Eukaryota; Metazoa; Chordata; Actinopteri; Clupeiformes; Clupeidae
Gene: hadhaa
Product: hydroxyacyl-CoA dehydrogenase trifunctional multienzyme complex subunit alpha a
Exons: 20
Coding region: 60-2351 (763 amino acids)
Biological process (GO): fatty acid beta-oxidation
Cellular component (GO): mitochondrion; mitochondrial fatty acid beta-oxidation multienzyme complex
Molecular function (GO): long-chain (3S)-3-hydroxyacyl-CoA dehydrogenase (NAD+) activity; NAD+ binding; enoyl-CoA hydratase activity
Source: RefSeq, a predicted model, not a curated record
CUGCCGCACGUCGGUUGCUAGCACAGCGCUAGCUUUGAGUCAUCCGAUCAUCAGCCGAGAUGGCAGGCGUACGAGCAGUGGGCAUUCUCUCCAGGUUUGCGACCAGCAAAUAUUCACAUUUUGCAGGUUAUGGAGGACGAGGCCUGUCAUCAUCAGCAGCCAUGCUGACCCGGACCCAUGUCAACUAUGAGCUGAAAGAUGAUGUGGCUGUUGUCCGAAUAAAUGACCCAAGCUCCAAGGUGAACACCCUGUCCAAGCAGAUGCAGGCAGAGAUGACUGAGGUGAUGGGGGAAAUCUGGGGGAACUCUGCAGUGAAGAGCGCUGUGCUGAUCUCCUCCAAACCUGGCUGCUUCAUCGCCGGAGCCGACAUCAACAUGAUCCAGGCAUGUAACAGUGCCGGUGAGGUCACCACUCUCUCUCAGGAGGGCCAGAAGAUGUUUGAGAAGAUUGAGAAGUCCCCCAUCCCCAUAGUGGCAGCUAUCAACGGCUCAUGUCUGGGUGGUGGCUUGGAGUUUGCACUAGCCUGCCAGUACCGCGUGGCCACCAAGAGCAAGAAGACCAUCCUGGGCACUCCUGAGGUGAUGCUGGGGCUGCUGCCUGGAGCCGGAGGCACCCAGAGACUCCCCAAGAUGGUUGGGCUGCCCACAGCCUUUGACAUGAUGCUGACGGGCAGGAACAUCAGAGCAGAUAAGGCCAAGAAGCUGGGCCUGGUGCACCACCUGGUGGAUCCUCUGGGCCCGGGGCUGAAGAGCCCUGAAGAGCGGACCAUUGACUACCUGGAGGAGGUGGCCGUGGGACUGGCCAAAGGCCUGGCCAACAAGAAGGUGUCCACGAAGAAGGAGAAGGGCCUGAUGCAGAAGUUGCAGGAUAUGGUGAUGGGCCUGCCUAUUGUCCGGAAGCAGAUCUACAAGACCGUCCAUGGCAAAGUCAUGAAGCAGUCCAAAGGCCUCUAUCCUGCACCUCUAAAAAUCAUUGAGUGUAUCCAAGCUGGUGUGGAGAAGGGUUCAACUACUGGUUACCAGACAGAGGCUCAGAACUUUGGCCAGCUGGCAAUGACCAAUGAAUCCAAAGCCCUGAUAGGCCUGUACCACGGCCAGGUGUCCUGCAAGAAGAACCACUUUGGCAAGCCAGAGCGGGCGGUCAAGAACCUGGCCAUCCUGGGAGCGGGACUGAUGGGGGCGGGCAUCGCCCAGGUAUCAGUGGACAAAGGCCUCGCCACCAUCCUGAAGGAUACCACGUCGGAGGGACUGAGUCGAGGACUGGAGCAGGUUUACAAAGGGCUGAAUACCAAGACCAAGAAAAGGAGCAUCACAUCAUUUGAGAGGGACUCCACUUUGUCCUAUGUCACUGGUCAGCUUGACUACAGUGGCUUCGACAAGGUCGAUAUGGUGAUUGAGGCCGUGUUUGAGGACCUGUCAAUCAAACACAAAGUGAUCAAGGAGGUGGAGGCAGUUAUUUCUCCUCAUUGCAUCUUUGCCAGUAAUACGUCUGCUCUGCCCAUCAAAGACAUUGCAGCUGCCAGCAAACGACCAGAAAAGGUGAUAGGCAUGCACUACUUCUCUCCAGUAGAUAAGAUGCAGCUUCUGGAGAUCAUCACCACAGACAAGACGUCGAAAGACACCACGGCCUCCGCCGUCGCCGUCGGCCUCAAGCAGGGCAAGGUCAUCAUAGUAGUAGGGGAUGGUCCAGGUUUUUACACCACGCGCUGUCUGGCUCCCAUGUUGGCAGAGGCCGUCAGAGCAUUACAGGAAGGGGUUGGGCCUAAGAAGCUAGACGAGCUGACCACUAGCUUUGGGUUCCCGGUCGGCGCGGCGACCCUGUCAGAUGAGGUGGGCAUUGAUGUCGCUGCACACGUGGCCGAGGACUUGGGCAAAGCCUUCGGCUCACGGUUCGGUGGUGGCAACGUGGAAGUACUCAAGACCAUGGUAGAGAAAGGCUUCAAAGGCCGCAAGUCCGGGAAGGGCUGUUAUGUGUACGAAAAGGGCUCCAAGAGCAGACAGGUGAACUCAGGAGCCGAGGAGAUUAUCAAACGCUUCGCAAUCGCUGCCCCACCAGCUGUCUCUAGCAAUGAGGACGUGCAGUUCCGUCUGGUUUCCCGGUUUGUGAAUGAGGCGAUCUUGUGCCUUGAGGAAGGAGUUCUACCGGACCCUCUGCAGGGAGACAUUGGAGCAGUGUUUGGCCUUGGCUUCCCCCCCUGCCUUGGAGGUCCCUUCCGGUUCGUCGACGCCUUCGGAGCCGACAAGCUCGUGCAGAAGAUGCGUCGCUACGAGGAGGCCUACGGUAACCACUUCACUCCCUGCCAGCUUCUGCUUGACCACGCCAAAGAUGCAAGCAAGCGCUUCCAUAAGUGACCUUCCACCCCGACCUUUGACCCCCAGCAGGGGGGUCACGCAAGCACUAACCCUACCUUCUGAAGGAGCCACCUCCCCCUAACUCCGCUUGGCCAGUGCCUCAUCAUCUGGUGGAGUGACUGGGGAGUCUGGACUUGUCAUAUUUUUUCCAUCAGUGAAUUGGGAUAAUUUUAUGUGUAUGGGAGGGGGGUAUUUGUGAUAUGUUUUUGUAUGUUAUGUCUUAUUUGUUUAUGUGAAUAUUUUGUGUCUGCAUGUGGCUCGGAUGUAGUGUGUAAUUUUAAGUUGAUUCUUUUUUUUUUUUUUUGUCGUGGCCAUCGCAACGUUCAAAGGAUUCUUGAUGCUCUUGAGGGGAAUUCCCAUGUCCACAUCUCCCGAAAUAAACCCCCUACAACUAUA